Aureobasidium musti is the source of this 4845-nucleotide messenger RNA. The record is from the annotation of a GenBank genome assembly. Lineage: Eukaryota; Fungi; Ascomycota; Dothideomycetes; Dothideales; Saccotheciaceae.
AUGGCCAUCCGAAACGAGAAGGCGCCGAACGGCUCCAUCUCGACAUCAUCAACAAGAGGCCGCCAGGUCAAGAGACGAGGCUUCUUCUCGCGACUCAUCAGCAUAGCCCUGAGGUAUCCACCCGAUCUGGUUGCUCAGUCCUGCCAUUCGUUACUGAUUCUGCCGCNNAGAUUGUCCAUAUGGUACACGCUCCUCACUGUCGUCUUCCGUUGCCCGUCAUCGCCCAAACAACUCACCAAAGACUCUCCCAACGUUUGCGAGCCUUACUUCCAGCUGAGAGACUUUGCUGUUCCCCACCUCCAGCCCUACUACGAUACCUAUGCCUCUCCUUACGUUCAACAAGUCCAACCCUACUUUGACCGCGUCAAGGAACAGGCCUACGUCCCUGCUGCUGCCUUUGCUCAGAAACAUGGUGCCCCUCGUGCCGCCCAGAUUCAGAAGUACGCCACCAAGGAGUGGAAGAGAUCCGUCCGCCCUCAGUUGGACGUCGCUCGCAAGCACGCCUUGAAGCAGUACGACUCUACCUUGGGUCCUCACGUCCAAAAGAUUCAAGACGCCGUAUCUCCCUACUACACCAACGUCAAGGCCUCGGCCACUGACUUUUACGAGCUCGAGUUGCUGCCCGCCUACAAGCACACAGCUCCUUACGCCAAGAAGUUUUACAGCCAAGCCCAUCGCUUCUCCGUCAACACUGCUCUGCCUUACGCUCGCUGGGGCACCGACUUGACUUUCACCUUCGUUCGCCGACAGAUCUGGCCUAGAAUACAGGUCCUCUACGGAGAAAAUGUUGAGCCUCAAAUCUUCAAGAUCAGCCAGAGACUUGGUCGCUACCGCGAUGAGAAGAAGAUUGAAGCCGCCGUCGAGUCCGCUGAGAGUUCCGCAUCCUCUUCGUCUUCUUCCGUCUCGUCAGCUGCAUCUGCUUCUUCUACCAUUGUCANNCCAGCUCCCCCCUCCGCCGUGGUCUCGAGUGCUAGUUCCGUUAUUGAGUCUAUCAUGACAAAGGCAUCCAGUGUUGUUGUUGCUUCGCCUUCGAUGGCACCUACUGAGGAAGAGCCCAGUGCUGCCGAGCAAUUCUCCCAGGAUUUGAAGGUCUGGGAGGAGCAUGUUUCCAUCGCUGUGCGUGAGGGUCUCGACCACUUGCGCGAACGUAUUCAGGAGAUUUGCGACCGCCAAGUCGAGACUCAGACCAACGGUGUUGGCCAAGCUUUGAUCGUUCAGCUGGAAGAAAGCUCCUCGUCGGCUUUCAGAAGUCUCAAGGCAAGAGUUGAAACUGUUAUCGAACAUCUCCCUGAAGAACCUUCAGAGUCUGAUAUCUCAUCUGCUCAAGACUCCAUCAACAAGGAAGUAAAGAAGGCUGGUCAAACUAUCAAGCAAAAGGCUCAGAACGUCCGCGAUUGGAAACAAACCUUUGACCAAGACAUUACCCGACUUAUCGAGGCUGCCGCCAACUCUACUCUUGAGACUAUUGACAACAUCCGUGACCUCCGUCUGCAGGAGAUUGGCAGACGUUGGGCUUCCAAUGCUGCUAUCACUCACCGAGACUGGACUAAGUACAACGACCUCAAGAAAGCCUCGAGCAAGGGUCGUGAUGAAGUUGCCGCUCUCGCCACCUCAGACGAGCUUACCGAAGCCAAGAAGGGCGCCCACUCAAUCGAGGAAAGAGCCAUGGCCAUUGCUGAGAACGCUGCCAAAGAGCUUGCCAGACUCAAGAGUGUUUCUCAAUGGAAACUCGAGGCUAGAGAUUCUUCCGACGACUUCAACACAAAGUACACACCAGCUGCCGCUGCUAGAGCCAAGCAGCAAGUUGUCGAAAAGAUCUCCGAUGCCAAAGAGGCCAUCGCCGGAAGUUCCCAGGGUACUGUUGAGUCAGCAACGUCGGCAUUGUCCUCUCAAGGCUCCGAGGUAGCUUCCAGCAUGUCCACCCAAGGAUCGCAAGCAGCCUCGAGCAUUUCUGCUGAGGGCUCUCGUAUGGCUUCCGGUGCGUCCGAGGCUAUUCUAGGAACAAGCACUGGUUCCGUAGAAAGCGCCGCAUCUAAGGUAUCCGAGAAGGUUCUUGGCUCUGAGCAAGCUACUGUCGAGAGCAUUGCUUCUGUUGUUUCCGAGAGUGCUAAGAGCGCAGCCACGGUUGCCUCAGAGUCAGUUCUGGGCACUCAACCUGGUGUCGCGGAACAGGCUGCCACGAAGGUGUCCGAGGCUGUGGUUGGCCGUGACACACCUGUGAUCGAGAGCAUUUCCUCUGCAGCCAGCUCAGCCAGUUCGCGAGUCGCUGACCAAUCUCUUGACGUUGAGAUGGCAAAGAGCCUGAGUGCUGCCAAGUCUAGCGCCUCUUCUGCUGCCAGUGAAGUCUCUUCCAGCGUUGCCUCAGUUGCAUCCAGUGUAUCUGCUCCCUCAAUUGUUUCGGAAGCUUCUUCCAGCGCCGCCUCAAUUGCAUCCAGUCUGUCGGCUCCAUCGAUUGUGUCUAAAGCUUCUUCGAGCAUCAGCUCUGUUGCUCAGCAAGGGUCAUCGAGCGCAUCAUCUGUAGCAUCCCAGGUGUCCGAGAGUGUGUCUGACGCUUCUGAACAGGCUUCUAAGAAGGUCUGGGGUGGAGCUAUGGCUCAGGCAGUUCCCUCGGCACGUUCAAUCGUUCUUGACGAUGACAUUGUCGACGACGAGUACACGUACUCAAGCAAACUCCAGGACAUUCUUGGAAAGGCUGGCAGCCAAGCAAGUCAGCUCACCCAAGCAGUUCAGGAUGCUAUCAAGCCCGCGCCUACCCAGGGCAGUGUCGAAUCGGUCACUUCUCUUGCUAGUGAGCAGUACGAACGGGCUCUCUCUGCAGCAAGCAGUGUGAUCUUUGGUACCGAGCAAGGUGUUGGAGAGUCCAUGUCAAGUGUCGCAAGUGACCGAUAUGCCUCUGCAGUUUCUGCCGCAUCCAGUGCUAUCUAUGGAGCACCCAUUCCUGCCACCAAGUCCAUUGCUUCUCAAGUCGCUUCCGUAGCAGCUUCUGUUACCGCUGGCGCUAGCAGCAACGUGGACUCUCUCCAGUCACAGGCUAGUUCAAUCUACACUGAGGUCCAGUCUGCGUACUCGGAGUCUAUCGCAGACCCGCUGCAAUCUGUCUACUCUAGUUCCAUCGCGGACCCGAUGCAGUCAGCUCUGUCCUCCAUCUCGUCGAUAGCAUCGUCAAGACUCCAAGAAGGUCUUUCAUCCGCAAGUGCUCAGUUCGAGCAUGCUAAGAGCGCUGUCGGCGCUUCGCCAACACCAGUUCAACAAGGUGUCUUGGCAGACGCUCAGCGCAGAUACUACGAAAUGGUGGGCUACGCUUAUGACCGUUACUCCGCCUUCGAGUCUGCUGGAAGGGNNGAUAUGGUUGCGGCUCGCCCUACAUCGACUUCUGGAUAUUCCAAUGCCCUUGCUGCCGCCCAGAGCCAGUACAGCAGUGCCGUUGACGCUGCUUCGAGAAACAUGGACAGCAUCCUCUCAUCGGCACGUUCUGUUGUCAGUGGCACCACUCAAUCUCCAGCUCAAAGCUUGGUUGACCAAGCGUCGAGCCAAUAUGACGCUGCAACUUCCAGUGCUUCCUCUUACCUUGUCAUCGCCUCGUCCAAGGCCAGCGAGGCUAUUUAUGGCACUCAGCCUGCUAUGUAUGAAAACCUUCUCGCCUCUGCCCAGAGCCAAUAUGAUGCUGCUUACAGUGCUGCAAGCUCCAACCUGAACAGCAUUAUGGACUCGGCCAGCUCUACUGCUGGACCCGCACUCGACACUGCAUUCGAACAGUACGAGUUAGCAGUCUCCGCUGCUGGCGAGCAGUACUCAUUGGCAAGUGCCAAGGCCAGCGAAGCAAUCUACGGAACGUCGACAGGCUCAAUUGAGUCGAUCGCCAACGCUGCUAGCACUGCCAUCUACGGAAGUGAGACUCCUUGGACGGAAGCCGCUGCUUCGCAGGCCAGCGAGAACUGGGAGAUGUUGGUCUCCAAGGCUAGCNGAACAAGUUUACGGUUCUCCUACCCCUUCCUCUCCCAGGCUGGUGAGUAUGCUUCUCAAGCUACGGUUGCUGUAGUUGAACAGUACGCCGCAGUCUCUGCGCUUNUUGACGAGCUCGUGAAUGGACGCGAGCCAGAGUUCACCGAGAGUGUUUGGAACCGCCUCCAAUCUGCAUAUUCGACUGGUGCUCCGGCCAUCGCAUCGAGUGCAUCGAGUUAUGCUCAAGACGCUUACGCCAGCGCAUCUUCAUUCUAUGAGUCGGCCUUCACUCCACCACCAACUGUCGAGGCUCUUCUGGACAAUGUCAACGAGCAAAUCAACUCUGCAGUCGACGCCGUCUCGGCCCAGAUCUACGGCACCACAAAGGGCAACAUGGAACAGAUGACCGAAGCUGUCGGCAGCGCAUAUAACGACGCUGCAUCUCGCGCCAGUGAGGCCGUCUAUGGAACCACCACCGGUUAUGCCGAAGCAGCUCAGAGCUCGAUCUCAGAGGCUGCUUCGUCCGCCCAGCAAGCUAUCAGCGAAGCUUUGUUUGGAACCCCAUCUGCAGCAGCUGCAGCUAGCAUCUACACGUCGAUCGCAUCGGUUGCAUCCGAGAAUCGCGAUGCUGUGGUAUCAAAGGCUGCGGAACAGUACGAGGCAGCUACAUCAGCUGCUAGCAGCGCCAUUUACGGGUCCGAGAAGGGCGCUUUCGAGAGUGCUCAGAGCAGACUCUCAGUCGCCAUGGCUAGUGCAUCUAGCAGACUGGCAGAAUUUGGCGAGACUGCAAGCAAGGCUACCGAUGACUCGGUAUCAAAAGUGGUAGAAGCGGCUCAGGACGCAGCCUCAUCAGCGAGUAGCGUGGCCGAGUCAGUCAGUGCCAGGGUUAGAGAUGAGCUCUAA